Mercurialis annua (annual mercury) is the source of this 687-nucleotide messenger RNA. RefSeq lists its product as uncharacterized. Bases 1 to 687 code for a protein of 228 amino acids. The record is from RefSeq and is a predicted model, not a curated record. Gene Ontology annotation, molecular function: nucleic acid binding. The transcript is spliced from 3 exons. NCBI's taxonomy places the organism in Eukaryota, Viridiplantae, Streptophyta, Magnoliopsida, Malpighiales, Euphorbiaceae.
AUGCCUUUGACUUCGGUUCAAGAAGUGGAAAUAUUUGAUGUAUGGGAAGCGGAGGCUUUGCCCACUAAUGAUGCUAAAGUGGUGUUGAGCUUUCUUAAGCGGCUAGUGAAUCGGUUUGGGACUCCUAGAGUGACGGUGAAUGGAUCUCGGAAAGAUUGGUCCUUGAAGUUGGAUGACGCAUUGUGGGCAUAUCGGACGGCCUACAAGACUCCACUCGGUAUGUCACCAUUCCGUAUUGUUUAUGGGAAGGCGUGUCAUCUUCCUCUAGAGCUUGAGCAUAGAGCGUAUUGGGCUAUUAAGAAGUUAAACUUUGACUUCAAGAAGGCGGGGGAAAAGAGAUUGCUUCAAUUGAAUGAGUUGGAUGAAUUCCGAUUCAUGGCAUAUGAAAAUGCCAAGCUUUACAAAGAAAAAACGAAGCAAUGGCAUGACGCCCAUAUUGCCCCCAAGGUGCUAGAGGUUGGUUCAUUCGUCCUUCUCUAUAACUCUCGUUUGCGGUUGUUUCCGGGAAAGCUUAAGUCCCGUUGGAGUGGCCCGUUUAAAAUCCGAAACGUGGCAAAUCACGGUGCGGUAGAAUUGGAGAAUUCUAAGGGUGAGACCUUCAAGGUCAACGGACAAAGAUGCAAGCCAUAUCUUGGGCCAUUGACCAAUCGGGUGGAAGAUGUAGUUUCUUUCACCACUCCUACUUGA